GAGACUAUCUGGUGACAAUUGAAGAAAAAAACAAAGCAACUUUCUUAAGAGCGUAUACGAACUGGAGAUGCAUGUCUGCAGGGAGUUCUCGUGUUUGUGUUCGGAUGGUUGGUCACAAGAUGGAAGAGUCAUACAGUGAAACCUUAAAAGAACAGAUGUCAGUUGUGGAAAUGCCACUUUCAGAUCCUCCGCUGUGCAUUUCAUGUUGUCCUGUAAAUGGAGAUCUUCUUGUAGGCUGCAAAAAUAAACUAGUCAUGUUCUGUUUGAAAUACCUGGUCAUAAACCAGAAUUUGACUGUGUUAGACUUUGAGCGCUCCUUGAUUUUACACAUUGAUAAUAUUGCAUUUUGUGCCAGACAUAUAGCCAUAACAACAGAGCUGGAUGUUCUGAUCCUGAAACUGGAACUGGUCCAGCAAAGUGCAGACAGGACAGAGCAAUGUGCACAUACAGUUAGUACACUAGAAAAGUCUGUGGAUGUAGGUGUAAAUGAUGAAGACCCUUCAACAGGUACUUCGCAGCUUGAAUUAGAUGAGUUCAUCAUAUGUCAGAAGCCAGUGGAACUGCUUGGGGAAGAAAGUAAGCUGUGUGAGAUACCCAUCACACUGGAAUCCACAGAGUUACCUACCAAAGACACAAAGUGCUUCCAAGUGCAGUAUCUGCUUUUCAGACAUUUUACACCUGACCAGUCACCUUUUGGGUUUUGUGAAGAGACAAAGUUGCACUCUGUUCAACUGCUUCCUGUAUACCAGACAGGAAGUUCUGUGACAGCCCAUGAGGAAACUGAGAACAAGAGAGAACUACUGAGUCUCUUUUGCUUUUUCUCUUUACCUCAUGUUGGAUAUCUCUACUCUGUUGGGAAGUUAGUAGAACUGAUUUCUACUUACCAAUAUUCAGAGAAGUCAGAGCAGGCUGUUCUCACUCCACAGUUCCUGCACGUCAUUACAAGUGAGAACCUGCAGUGUUUCACAGUGCGAUGCAGUGCAGUAGCAGCUCGUGAUGAGGAUCCAUAUAUUGAUACAACCAUGAAGGCUUGUCCACCUGUUGCACUGGAUGUCUGCACAUUAAGAAUGCAGCUUUUUAUAGGACCAAGAGCUAUCUGUCAUUUCAACAACCAUAUAAUUCUUUUGACUAAGGCAGACACAGAAGAUAUUACUGAAAGAAGAAAGCCUACAAGAAGGAUGCUGUAA
This is a messenger RNA of Balearica regulorum gibbericeps (East African grey crowned-crane), 1187 nucleotides long. NCBI's taxonomy places the organism in Eukaryota, Metazoa, Chordata, Aves, Gruiformes, Gruidae. The record is from RefSeq and is a predicted model, not a curated record.